Molecule: messenger RNA, 864 nt
Organism: Cylindrotheca closterium
Lineage: Eukaryota; Bacillariophyta; Bacillariophyceae; Bacillariales; Bacillariaceae
Source: the annotation of a GenBank genome assembly
AUGGUGGAGCUGGACAGCCCCAACAACAAGCUAGCUUCGCCGCCCAAGAAGAUGAAAAGGGGAAAAUCCCUCCUUUCGGUGUGCCAAAAAGUUGAUCAUGCUCUUUCAAUGGUUCAAGACGAUCUGCAAGCUACUUUUGUCGGACAAAUAGAUAUAAAGGGCACAACCUCCGCUCGAGGAAAUGAUCUUGGAUGGAACUUUGUACUUCUUUUGGCUGCCACCACUUCUAAGGAUAUUGGUGGAAUUGUUAUGCGCUUACUGGAAGGGUCCAAUGAUGCCGUUUCGUAUGUGGCGUCGCCUGAACAGCUGGCCAUGCCCGCUCAAGUCUAUGGAUCUCCAAAAGGAUCUGAAUCGCUUUCCGCAGGACUUUACAUCGAUAAUCCCAACACCGACGAUCAUCCUCGUUGGGGUCUUGGCUUUGCCAUCCAGGCAGUAUCUGAUCAAGAAGCUAAAGCCCUUUUAACCAAGGUUCAAGCAGCCGAUCCUUUAGAUGAACCUAUGCGUCUUGUCAAGAUUCAGGACGGGAUUAAGAUUCUUCGGGGACGCAUUCCUUGGAGGAGCAUCGCCACUCCUGUUGUUGCCCCAUAUCUCCAUUGGGAGCGAUACUAUGAUAUUUACAAGAAGGGUGGAUACACCUCUAACAAUGGUCGCCCCGAUAAUCACGAAGGAUCCGUUGCUCUUGAAAUCUAUGUUACUGGACCUAGCGAUUCCUUCAUGUAUAUUGAUUACAUCAUUCUCAUGGGGAACACCAGCGCCUUUUUCAUCCGAACCAUCUAUUACUUCUAUUACUUCCGCAACUGCCUUCGAAGAAGUCCUAGCGGCACAAAACAAGGUGGAAGUGGAGAUCAACCCAGUGCCUGUUGA